CUCUGUGUGUGUGCGCGUGCAGCCGGUAGCGUCUGUCAACUCCAAAAGCCAGUCGUGUGCACGAGUGGACUUCAACAUACAUUAAUAAUAUCAAAUACAGGCGUGUAGGGAACCAAAACAAAGCGUGUGACUCAUACGAAUAAAUACACACCAGAUGAUGUGAUGUCAGAAGAACAGUCUGAUCUGAAGACUGUAUCUGCACUGGAUAAAGAUUGUGGAAUUUCGAAUGCUGAACCAUGGAUGACCAGGACAGCCAGGAUGAGCUGAUCAACAAGAACAUCUCUCAUGGUAAAGGCAAACGGCCCACCACAUCUGUUCUCUCUGAUGAAGAGGAAGAUGAUGACGACUCGCAUGAGGAAGGUACAGAGAGUGAAGAAGACUCCCAGGAAGGUGAAGAGGACGAGGAUGAGGAAGAAGAGAGUGAUCAAGAGAAUGGUGAAAAGGAGCUGGAGGGAGCCACAGGGACAGAACCAACUGAUUUUGGGCUCAGCUCAGAUGAGGAUGCUGAGAAAUGCGCUAUCUGCCUCAACUCCUUCCAUGAGCAGCCAGUAGCUACACCGCAGAACUGUGAACAUUACUUCUGUCUGGACUGCAUUCUGGAGUGGGCCAAGAAUGCCAACUCUUGUCCCAUUGACCGCAUAGUCUUCAGUAACAUCCUACUGAGAAAAUGCUACGGAGGAAAUGUCCAGAAGACGAUUACAGUUCAGAGGCCAGCGACACAAGAGCAAGAGGAGCAGGUGAAUGUGGAUCUGGAGCAGACCAGCUGUGAGGUGUGUGGAGGGACAGACAGAGAAGAUCGUCUUCUGCUUUGUGAUGGCUGUGAUGCCGGGUACCAUAUGGAGUGUUUAACACCUCCCUUGAAUGCUGUUCCUGUUGAGGAGUGGUUUUGCCCUGAAUGUGCACCAACCAACCGCAACAGAAGGGCUGAGCAGUUGAGUGAGGAGGAAGGCAGUGUUUUUCCUACCACCAGCCACUCUCAAGCAGCAGGCUCCAGACCCACACGUGCAAUCGCACGGACGCAGCACAGCGAGAGGGUCCGAGCCAACAUCAACAGACACCGCAUCACACAGGCACGCACUGCUGCACAGCUGGCACCUCAGUACCUGAUGCGAUCUACCUGGCUGGAUGAGACCAUCAAUGCAGUUGUUGCUGGACUUAAUACAGCCGUGUAUGUGAGGGACUUAACUCCCCGUCCAAGAGCUCGCAGGAGACGCAGAAAAGCACCAAGAAAGAAAGCCAUAAAAGACGGAAAGGACAUUAAGGGUAAAACCUCAACCACAAAGGUGAAAAGGCGGAGGCGAAGGAGGAGAACGAAAUUAAGAAAAAAAGCGGGCCUGAGAAAGAAGAACACAACUCAGGGCCGCAUUGCGCAGAGUCUGGGCUUGAAGAAACCCAGUCGCAGCUCUUCUAUCCCCUCUGUAUAUCGUCCUUGUGAGCAAACACUGGGUAGCAUGAGAGCAGACAUCGGGGCAGCCUCGCUCUCUAUUUACGGAGACCCCUUUGAUUUGGAUUCCUUUGAUGAUGAGGAUGAGGAGACGGAGCAGGCUCCAGUUCAGCCCUUUUCACUGGAAGCUAAACGGCAGGGAUUAUCCCGCUCUGCUCUGCGCUCACAUCAGCCCGUGGCCAGACCCAUACUUGGUGGUUUGUCCAGGCAAGGGCACAGUGUUCAAGUGGAAGGGGUAGCUGAGGCUGCACCAGUCCCAGACUUGCUGGGCAGUAUCCUUAGCGGGCAAAGCUUACUGCUAAUGGACAGCUCAGAUGUGGUUAUCAACAGAGACGGCUCUCUUAAAGCCCCCAAACCUGCAUGUUUGUCAUCUCCAAGAAGAAGCAUCUCAGAAAGCUCUGCUUCAGAACAGACACCUUCCACAGGAGCAACUGAUUUUCACUCCAGCAUUGAGCCUUCCUGCAGCCCUUUAACAAACCCACCACAAAGCUCUGCAUGGCCCUCUCCUGCUUCAGUAAUGCGUUCACCAUCCUGCCCAAGCACUUCCAAUGCACCUACAUCUGGCCAUGCACACCCACACUUAUCUGCACCUCUUCCACACAGGCCAACUCCCUCAAACUCAGCUGGAACUGGAUUUAGUCAGUGGAGCACCAGUAGCAUCAGAGGCCAACCACCUGAAAGGGUUACAAACAGAGACUUUCCUAUUGUGGAGAGGCAAAAUACCUCAAAUGUCCCUGUAAAAAAAACACCCCCCAAGCCAGUAUGGGUGGAUGUGUCUGUUUUGCCAAGAAUACCAAAGAUUAAGAGAGAAAACAGUUCUGAGGCAAAUGGCUGUGCUGGGAGCAAAAGCAACAACUUACCGCAAUCUUCUAUUACUAGUUUAGCAGGUGAAAAUGGCCGGCAGGGGUCAGUUGACCAGCAGGGAGGAAGUCAAAGCAGACACAGUAGGCAGAUCCACAGCCAGCAGCAGAGAGUGGGCAGAGCUGUGCCUUCUUCUUCUUUUUCUAACUCCUUUUCUGCUCCAUCAACCUCUGCUGGUUUAACAUCAAAUUCACAGCCAUCGUCAUCUUCUGCUAUUAGUUUUCGCAUUAGCAGCAGUGGAAACCCAUGGCAUGCUCGAAGGCUUUCCGCACCAGAUCAAGUCCUUCAUGCAAAAGAAAAGGGAUCUGUAAAGAGAAACCAGAAAGACAAACGGACGUUGCUGUCGUCUUGUUCCCAGGCUAAAAAGGCCUCUGUGGAAAGUGAGGUCUAUGAUCCCUUUAAUCCCACAGGAUCGGAUGCCUCUGACUCUGAAGAAGAGAAGGAAAAAAAUGCUGUAAUUCUACAAAGCCCUCCAUCCAUUGUUCAAUCUGAGGUUCAAAAUAAAGAUGCUGAACAUGAAAUUAAAGCAGAGCCCAUGGAGUUGGAUUCACCAGUACACAAUGAAAUGUCUGAAAUGAAAGUGCAAGUUAAAAAGGAGCCAAUGUCUCCUAUGGAUGACUCGUGGGCAUCACCUUCUCAUCAACCACCCACCAUGCUUGCAACUCAGUCUGAGAGUCUUGCUGCUCUUGUGACUUACACUGGAAGCUCUGUGGUCUCUGAUGCUGAGGAAGGUGGAAAUUCUGAAGUGCCAUUAACAAAAUCUCUGGAUCAUUCAAGAUCUAGCUCACUCUCUAGUCAUAACCAGAAGGUCAAGAUCGAGGUAAAGACUGAACCAGAUUUUGAAUCAUCUCCUGUGAAAUCCACAUCUCCAGUUGUGUCUCAGGAAACCAAAGGAAAUGGGUUUACACAUAAAUCGUCAUCCGUAUCUGAAAGAUCUCAUUUAAAUGACAAGUGCAUGGAUAAAGCAAUAAGAUCUUCAAGCGCCCGCUCAGGAGAAAAGAAAAGUUCACAAUGUGCUUCCAACAGUUCUUUAAAAACCUCGGAAUGUUUUGAUAAAGAGAAGAAACACUCACGGUCUGAAGACAGACGGCGCUCACAUUCUAGAUCUCCACAGCAAAGGCGAUCUCGCUCAAGAUCUAGAGAGCGAGACAGGAGGUGCUCGGCUCGCUCCAGCAGCAGCGAAAGCUCGAGGAAGAGAAGAAGAAAGCCUGAGAGCCGUGACCACAAUGACAACAGGGAGAAAGAUGGACAGAAAAGGUCCAGGAAGAAAAGAUACUCUCACUCGCGGUCAAGAUCUCGAUCUAGGUCAAGGUCCAGAGAGAGGAAGAGAGAACAAGCAUUUUCACAUAGAUCUUCCUCAAGAUCAGGGGAUAGAAAUGAAACAAGAUCAAAAAUGAAAAGAUCCAGAUCAACUUCUAGAGACAGAAAACGGAGAGAGAAUGUUUCAGAAGUCCCUCAUCAGAGAGAACGGCCCAUUGACAAAAGUGUAGCAUCCACUUCUUCUGAGGAAAAGCAACUGACUCUUAGUAUCGACAGAAAUGCACAGUUGCUGAAGGAGGAGCUACAUACAGGACAAAAUGUAUAUGACGCUACACUGUCGAUUAAAAAGGAGACUGAUUCUGGUAGUCUAGAGAAUUCACAGUUUAAAGAGGCUGGAAAGCAAACAUCAGAGGAUGUUCUUUCAAUUAGUGUAUUACACAAGUCACAUGAAUCCAAACCUAUUGAAUUUAAAGAAGAAAAAGACUCUCCACUUAGUAAAAAUAAAAAGUUUCAGGUACUAAAAGAGCCCAAACAGGUCAAAGUAGAGCAGAUUUGGCCUGAUGAGGAGUCCUCCUCUUCCUGCAGUGAAGAUGCUCUUGUGAUUAAUUUAUCUUCACCUGGCCCUGCUCCCACAGAGUGUGAAAAGAUGCCCGAUUGUAAAGCAACAAGCCUGCCUGCAGUGCCAAAAGAGGAGAUGAAGGUAGAACCUCUGCAAGCAGCAUAUCCAAUCAAAAAAGAACCUGUGGACUCUUCAGAUGAAGAGAUCAAUGUGGAUUAUUUGAUUGACAAUUUCGACUUCAUUAAGAAGGAGAUGAAAGAUGAGCCUGUAACUAAUGAUCCAGGUGUUGUGGAGACCCAGAGUGAAACAAGUCAAGAGUCAGCAGAGGUCAAACAGGGAGUGGAGUCAGUGUUAGUUAUGGCAGGCACCAAAUCCAAAUCACAGGGUAAACGUGUCACCUGGAAUAUAGAGGAACCAGUGGUGUCCCAGCCAGACAAAAUGAGCAAGCUUGCACUAUUCAAAUUGAAACUGAAGCAGGAAGGGUUUCGCAAGGCUUCCUCCUCCUCCUCCUCCUCCUCCAUGCAGACCACUGGCCAGGUGGCAGCUGCUGUUCAGGGUGGGUCCAAAUCAGCAUCCACAAGCAUCGGUUCUCCAGCACUGGAAGUCAACUCUGGCCAGGAGAAAUCCAAAUCCCACAAAGAAGAGCUCUUGCAGAAUUCUGAUCAGAAAGACAAGUACAUAAAGAAGCUUCAUAUGCAGGAACGGGCCGUAGAGGAGGUGAAACUGGCCAUCAAACCCUUUUAUCAGAAAAGGGAAAUAACAAAGGAAGAGUACAAAGAGAUCUUACGGAAGGCUGUGCAGAAGGUGUGUCACAGUAAGAGCGGUGAAAUUAAUCCAGUGAAGGUAGCCAACCUGGUAAAGGCAUAUGUGGAUAAGUACAAACAUGCCAGGAAACAUCGUAAAGCAGAGGAGAAGCAGACCGAUGAAGCCCCCAAAGAUUCUGAGGCUUGCGUCUGAUAACACCGUGGAGAUGCUGCUGCACAUAACUAAGGUUCUGGUUCUGGGUUGAACACAACCCUUUUAUAGUGUGCAUGUGGACAGUAAGUGUGGUUUUCUCUCUAGCAUAUUUAUACACUACUGUUAAGGCUGGAACAGUUAUUUUUGAUCUUGUCAAAUUAGACAGAAUCAUUUUUGAAAUAUUUGAUAGACAUUAAUACGAAGCAAAAUUUGAAAUUGCACCAGUCGGCAUCUUUUUUUCAUCGUUUUAGUUUGCCAGUAUUGUUGCAUAUUGUACUGCUGUCAUUAAAAAUUAGAACUCGACCUUUUUAGAGUAACGGUUUUCGUUAUAACGGAGAUAUUGAUAGUGUAGAUGUAUAUUUAGCACACUGAGUUUGCUAUAGAUUCAAAUCUAAACAUUUGCAUACCAGUUUCCUCAGUCAAAACUUAACAAAACUAGCUUCAGGAUGACUGUCAGGCAUGGUAUUUCCAGAUCACAGAUGAUAAAGACCCACUUAGUUUCCCAUUGUGGAAUAUCUGCUAUUAAACCUUUGUGAAAUACCAUCAGUGAAGAGACUAUUGUACUGUCCGUUUUAAAUUACUAUCAUCAACCUGGUGAAUUUUUUUCUUUUUUAUCAUUUUAUCAGAUUCCUUUAAAGCUCCAGAGUACUUUAUAUACAUGUGCAAGGUUUUGACACAUGACAUUUCAGCUAAACUGAAACAAAUGUUUUGUUUAUAUACCAAGCCACAUAGAAAAAUGUUAAAAAUGGUGUAUUUAGAUGAAGAUUAUAACUUGGAUAUAAAUCAUCAGUUGGUUUUCCCCCCUCAUGGUUUCUAUUGAACAUUUUCCUACAAGUUGAUUUACCAAUUAAAUACCUGUUUUUGUACAGAGAUUUUAACUGCAGGAUACAAUACACAGAGUGGUGCUUAAGUGCAUCAUGGAAAUAAAGAUUCUUGAACAUAAUGGUUAUAACCCAAUUGACAUGUGUCUUUGGGACGGGGAGGAUUGUCUUAACCAGGUGCUUAUGUUCUUUUCUUUGUGACUUUUAAUUUCAGAAUCAGUAUUUCUGCAUUCUACGGAAUCAGUGUAAUAAACUGGCAGAAGCUGGAAAUGUGUUCAUAGUUACUAAAAGCAGGUUGUUGAUAAUCCCCUUUGUGUGAAAUGUGCCGCCUUAUUACUGAAUUAUACUUGAUUCUCAUUGUGAAUUUAAGAAUCUGUUCUGCUGAUUUGUAAAUAACUUUCUGUACCAAUUUAUUUAAUAAAAGUAAAAACAGAA
This is a messenger RNA of Silurus meridionalis, 6337 nucleotides long. RefSeq names its product PHD and ring finger domains 1 (gene phrf1). Lineage: Eukaryota; Metazoa; Chordata; Actinopteri; Siluriformes; Siluridae. The record is from RefSeq and is a predicted model, not a curated record. Bases 237 to 5081 code for a protein of 1614 amino acids. The transcript has 19 exons.